Messenger RNA from Caenorhabditis sp. 36 PRJEB53466, 904 nucleotides. Lineage: Eukaryota; Metazoa; Nematoda; Chromadorea; Rhabditida; Rhabditidae. The record is from the annotation of a GenBank genome assembly.
AUGAGCGAACAAGCCCGCCAAGAAUGGGACAACGAGAAGAGAGAAGCGAGAGAAAGGCUUAGAAAGUGUCGGAGCAAAGUGGGUUUUGUUUCGCUUUGUAACGGUUUCGUAUGUUCGCACAUUUCAGCUUCGAGAAUUUAACGAGGAUCAGUUCAAGGUGGCCAGAGGGCAGCACACGAAGGCUUUGACCAACUUUUUCGAACUCGAGAGACGACAAGCCGAGGGAUGGCAUCGACAAACGACAGAAAAUAGGCAAGAGCUACACUCCCUCGAGAAGAGGAUUGCAGACCUCAAGAUGCACGCGAGCGUAUAUCGGCAGAAUAUUCUGAUCACUCGAGACAGUAGUCAAAAGAGCAGUGAGCAGGCACAGCUGUUGUCGCUCAUCAAACGAGAUUCCGUCUGCGUUCAGAAGAAGCUCGAGCGACUUGCGUCAAUUGUGAGUUGAAUCCCCAAACUCGAAUAAAAAAACAAAUUAAAUGCUCUAUUUGAACAGGUCAAGAAAAAAGAGCACAAGCUUCUGCUUCUGAUUCAGUUAGUCAUCGACAAGUUGAAAAGCAUCUGCAAUUGUCUUUUGUUGGAUGUGAAGAAACUGAAGGACAUUUCUAAUGAAACCAGGAAACAAGUGAGUCUUCACAAAAGCUCCCACUAGCAUUACCCCUUCAAUUCAGAAAAUAUGCCAACAAGUAGACGACCUUGUGAUGGAUGUCUUUGACCAAUUAGAAAUUCUACACACCGAAUGCGAGACACACGAAUGCGAAUGCGAGACGAUCGGGGUAGAAAUGAGUGGGCGGUAGAAAAUGAUUGAUCUUUCGGUUUUCAGAGCGAAGGAGACAGCUAUCCUGAAAUGAAGACAGUGAUUGGAGUGAGUUGGAGAGAAGUUUUGAAGCUUCUGAAUUCGAUAUGA